CACACAAAACAAAACUUAAAAUAAGGUAAUUUUUUGAGUUAUUAUUAUCAACUCUGAUAAAUUUGUCUAAUAAAUAACUAUACAUUCCAAUGUCUACAAUAAAUAUUCGCAAAUGUAUCUAAUCUCUGGGCAUGGACUAUAAACAGAAAAAAUAAUCCAGUGGGCCAUUUGUAAGCAAAACUCAAAAAUACACCCCAACCAAAAUUUAAAGUUCGAUGACAAUUUAAAUUUCUGUUUGUUCUUUGAAAGUGUUUGUUCAAAAAUUCCUGUGUAAAUUACCUUUUUGAAAUGACGAGCAAACCAUUUUCGGCCCAUUGCACGAACAUGUUCGAAGAAACUCAUAUGACCACAGAACCAAGAAACAUUGGCGCAGAAAAUCUAUAUUUUUCCCAAAGUCAAAGCCGAAGGAUCAUUGACACAACUCUGACUUCAAUUAGCGCGAAUCCUUUACAAAAUUAUAAUGUACCAAGCCCUACCAUGAAUAAUGGCGAUUCGGCUUUACAUAAUCCUUGUAUUAAUUAUGCCCAACCUAGUCCUGUUGCUGGGGGUGGAUUUUUGUUUUCUUUUGCAUCGCCCCAACCCAACUAUCUUAAUAUGUUCAAUACUGGACAAAAUAUCAAGUAGGUUUAAGAGUAAAGCUCUAUACAGGUUCAUACUUAAAAAUCAGCAAUUCGGAAGUAAUAUUACUGAAGGUCGUAGCAGUUAUGGUCAUCAGCAGCCCAAUUAUCCCAAUAAUUAUCAAUUUACGAAUAAAUCAAACACUUUAUCGUCCCACCAAAACCCUUUCAGUUCCUUCACGUGCCCCACCACACUACAAGAAAAUACUCAAAAAGAGAAUCCCUUCAAAUUACAGUUUCAUUUACAAAGAAGCACGUCAACUAGCGAUUUGCCAGAAAUGAAAAUUAACAGCGUUAAUGAUGAUGAAAUGGCUUUUGUAAAAAAAAUGACUGACCUACAUCACAUUUGGAGAGACCGCAGUGACAUGUGUUCAAAAUUAAGUCAUUUUGAUCCUUUUCAAAAAUAUGGGAUAAAUAAAGUUUUGCAUCUGUCCAAAAGUCCGGAUUUAAAAGCCAAAAAAGGAAAGUUCUACGAAAUAGAUAUAAGUCAAGAAUGCGAUGUCUGCCAGAAUAACAUUUCGCAAACUUUACAACUUUUUGAAAACGAAAGAAAAGGUUUAUUCGUCAAUAAAACUUGUAUGAACAACGAUGAGUUUAAGGCGAAAGAAAAAAAAGAACGCACAGAAACGACGACUACAGCCACUGAAACUUCCACUGACUUAAAAGACGAAUCACUUCAAACAGAGUCUAAGGUUUGGGAUAAAAAUGUCCCAAUGGAUGUAUCUGAUGACCUUAAGACUGACAACGAAGAGGCUUUUUUGGAAAAUUUAAAGAAGUCCUCUGUUUUUGAUGGAAGAUCAUCAUCAUUAAAAAACUUUAGAGAGAACUACAGCGACGAAAAUAUCGAAGAAAUGCUUAACAAAAAAGUAAAAAAUCUGUUGAAUUAUUUUCCUAGAAGUAUAUUACGAAAAUUUAAACUUCUUGAAACUGAAAUAACCAAUUUAUUAUUAAAAACAAUGCAAAUGUCUGAAGAAGGGAAAUGUAUUUAUUCUGAUCAAGAUUUAGAAGAAAUUAUACAAAAAGAAGAAACUGGUUUGCAACCGAAAAAUUUUGAUCGCAACUUACUUAAAUGUUUAACAAAUAAAGGAAGAGCUGAGAAACGCCACUUUUCGAAAUAUGGAAGCGAUGACGAUAUUUUUGAAUUUCAAAAGACAAACAAAAUGCUUCGUCUUACAAAAAGUACAGAUCUGGUUGUAACGUCUCAAAACAGAAACGAACUGGAGCCCCCCAAAGAAAUUGAUAAAUUAAGGAUCGACGAUGACAAUAUAGAAUGCAAAACGUUAUCAGACAAGUCUGUAUCUUGUAAACAAGCAAUAUCAAAUUUAAAACCUAAAAGUUUAGAUACCAAACCGAUCGAAACAAUUUGUUUAGACAAUAAAACAAAAAGCGAAAAUAGUUUAAUAAAUACGAAAUGUAUUUCUUCUCAAAUUCUAUCCCAAGCAGAUGACCAAAUUCAAAAAUGGCAUGACAUUAUUAUAAAGAAGCUUCAAAUGUUUGAAAAUGGCAUUAGAGAGGUUUUCAUGAACACAAAACAUUUUUCACUGAACUGCUCCGAUAUUACCCAGAACCCCGUGAUCAACGAGGUCAAUUCUACAAAUACAGACACAGUUAGUUAUAUAGGAAGCUUUUUGGACAAAAUUAUAACGUUACAAAAAUCUCCUGAUAUUUUGGACAAGAUUAAUAAACUCGAAGAAGAAGUUACAGGAACACCAAAGUCUAAAACACGUUUAAACAGAAAUUGUGAUAAAAAUGAUUCCAUGGACCUGGAUGAUGUACAAUCAAAGGCCACAGAAGAAAAAUCAAAAUGUAUCGAUGAGAAAACCGAGCUUAUAAUUCCCGAGGAAAGUCUGAGACCAAAUCAUGGAUUAGAAAUUAAUCGACAACGUGUAACUUCAGAAAUUAAAUUACCACCGAAUUGUUCUACAGGCGUAAUGGACUUUGACAACCUCAGUUUGAAGACAUCUAAAAGGAAAUUGUGUGAAACCGACCCAAUAAUUUACUCGCAAUCAUUUUACUCGCCAUCCAAAAAAGCAAACGUGGACUUUGAACGAAAAACUGUUUCAGAAAAUUACAUACAAGGAUUUUGGAAAUCAAGUGAAAAGUACCACUACACACCCAAAUAUAAUAAGACCAAAACUACUGGCCAUAAUGUAUCAGCAUUUGGAAGCAAUUCGUCCAAUCAAAGUACUUUCAAUUUGCAAAAAUCAAGCAACUCUACUGACAUCAAAAAUUCCAUUGGAUUCAUUCCGACCUUCAAUAUUAAAAAAUCUGUUAGCGAAAUAGUAAAUAAUAGUCACACCUCUGAAUAUAAAAUGACCCCUUUACAAGAAAGUGUUAUCAGCAAAAACAAUGAUGAUGAUCAAACUGAAACAGUAUCGCAAGUAGACGAUCGAAAGAGUAUAUCAAAAAUCAUUGAUGAUAUACACACACAGAUUUGGGGCAGCGACAAAAACCCCACAUUCAAAUCUCACUAUUUUGCAAAGAACUUUAAGAAAAGCAACAGUUUUGAUAAGUACAAGCAUAGCCAAACUGAACAAAUAAAAAGAAAUGCUAUGUUAAUCCUGAGGCCAGAAUUUGAUUCCUACAAAAUUAAAUCAGAAACUGGAAUAGUUGCAACAAGUUCUAAGUACCAACUUUCUGAAGAUUCUGAUUCCAACACUUUAAGAAAAAAUAAUUCCAGUGGCUAUGGCACAAGCUCAAUUUUAUUUCAAAAGUCGAAAUUUCAUGAAGAUACUAAAAGUAGCAAUUUAAAUUACCAAAAUAGUUCCGAAAGAAGGUCUAAUACAUUCAUAAAAUCCAAAUUUCUAGAUGAUUUUCAUACAGCUUCUAAAACUUCACCAAAAUCCCAUUCUAGGAAUUUUGAAAAGCAUUUCAGCUUAUUAUCAAAGUCGAAAUUCCGUGAAGACUUCGAGAUGUCCAAAUCAAUCGUGGAUGCUAUUAUUAAUAAAGCAUGUGAUGAUUCAGAUACCAAACAAUUUCAACUAAUGUCCACGAGUAACCAAAAAGACCACAGCAAAUUCUCUUCAACGUUAAACGUUGCCAAAAAAUCAAAAAUGCUUUUCCGAGAAGACGAUGAAAGAACAACUUCGCCCAGAAAAUCCAAAUCUCUUACAAGUAUUAACGAGGAAACAGAACUGUCUGAAAAAAGCACUGAGCGGCAAAUAAACCCUUGGCAAAACAAAAUACCGAGGGCAUUUGCAAAAGAAAACAAGGAACUGUCGAAAAGUAAAAUGCACUUAUUUGACAACUGGAGAAAGAAACUACAAGAAAACAAAAGAGGAUCAUCCAAGUCAAACUUAUAUCAAAGACCGAGUUUCAAAAAGAAAGUUCCGAGAGCCGUAUUGAGUGACGAUAGCAAAACUGAAAUCGAAGUUUCACUUGAAAGCUACGAUAAAUCGACUCGCGAAAUGGAGAAAAAACUGAACGAAGCCCUACUACGAUACAAUAAGACGGCCAAAGUAACGGAUAAAAUCAGUAAGAAGUUUAUGGAAACUUCGGAUAAAAGUCUACCAUUUCCCACUGUCGCAACACCCAGAACUUUCCUAGCUGACAAUGAACAAAUAUUCUUGACUAAAGUAGAGAAUGCACUCAAGGCAAAAUUGAACGGUAAUUUUAAAAUCAGUGAAGUCCAAAGUGGUCAAAACAACAGCAAACCAUACUAUCGAGAUAACAGUACCAUGGAGCCGUCCACGAGUUUUGAUGAUGAAGAAAUUCGAAGUGUAGAAUAUUCUAGAAGCUAUGUCAUACAAAAUGCUGAUGAAAAUGACAAAGACGAAAAAUAUUGCGAAAAUUAAAAGACCAAAAAAAAAAAUAAG
Messenger RNA from Agrilus planipennis (emerald ash borer), 4432 nucleotides. RefSeq lists its product as uncharacterized. NCBI's taxonomy places the organism in Eukaryota, Metazoa, Arthropoda, Insecta, Coleoptera, Buprestidae. Bases 485 to 4411 code for a protein of 1308 amino acids. The transcript is spliced from 7 exons. The record is from RefSeq and is a predicted model, not a curated record.